Molecule: messenger RNA, 13833 nt
Organism: Anopheles nili
Lineage: Eukaryota; Metazoa; Arthropoda; Insecta; Diptera; Culicidae
Gene: kl-3
Product: dynein axonemal heavy chain 8
Exons: 7
Coding region: 1-13833 (4610 amino acids)
Biological process (GO): microtubule-based movement
Cellular component (GO): dynein complex
Molecular function (GO): minus-end-directed microtubule motor activity; dynein light intermediate chain binding; ATP binding
Source: RefSeq, a predicted model, not a curated record
AUGACGGAACCCGAUCCGGACCGUCACUUGAAAAAUGUUUUAGAUGUCAUCGGUGUGAGCUCGAAAAUCGGCAAUGUCGUACAGCUGGUCAAGCGGCGUCGAGGCAGCCCUCCGAAGAUAACGGAGGAACAGGCCAUCCAACAGCGACUGGAAAAAUCGAAAGAAGCCCGCUCAGAGCGUCUCAACAUUUUAGCUACCAAGCAUCGGCACGUGCUCGAAGUGGGCGCUUACAUUUUAUCCGAAGAUCAGGACUAUGUCACAGAGUGCGUGGCGGAUCGAAUGUCGGACGUGCAGCUGCUGGACAACCUCUUCGAGGUGGAUGGCACAAAGUCAUUGCUGCUCUUUUACGGCCUGUGUCCUCCACCAGGGAUGGAUACGGGAAGAUAUAACGCUAAACAACAGCAACCCAUGAACCAAGUGUGGCUAACGAACGGGCAAAGCGGUGGUAAGGUGACGGCAAUCUGCAUAGGAGUUAGCCGCCACAAUAACACCAAACCUAUCGAGGCCAAAGGACUCAGUGAUGAAAUUUUGUUCACCUACAUCGCCAUUCCCGAAGGUAGCUCAGUGGUGUACACUUUGGUGUCGGUUUUAGAGAAAGUCCUUAAGCCUUCCAUCGACGGCAUCCGAGAUUACGGACAUUGUACUGACCUGCAGAAAAGCAACUUCCGGUAUGGUGUGAACCGUUUCAUAAAUUUUCUCAAAAGCACCGAAAAAGACAUCUCCCAGCGGAUCAUGUUCGAGGUGGAUCGCGAUUUGUACUUGGGAUUUUUGCUGACUUCGAUCCAAAUUAAAGAGACAGCUCGCGAUAGGGAGAAAAUGGGUCACGUUGAGCGUAUAUUUAGUCAAUGGAUGGAACAAAUCCAGUUCGCAUUGACGCAGGGCGAUCAAAUAGAGCAAUCGCCCCAUUACGCAGGGCCAUUGGUCGAGCUGGAGUACUGGAGAACCAUACUCACCCGGUAUACCUCGAUCAGCGAGUUUACGGAAGGCAAAAUAUUCCUGCAUUUCCUGGAAUCAUUGAAAAUCUCUCGUGGAAAGCUAGUGAAAGUGUGGGAAGCGCUUGCGGCCGAGUUGUCGUCCAAGCUGAUAGAAUCCAGAGAUAAUGUACGUUUCAUCAGCUCCAUCGAACGUUUCUGGGAUCCGCUGUACCGGUGUGAACCUGCAGAAGCUACUCGGAGCGUUGCUAGCUUGAUGGAAGUUAUCCGCCAUGUGUACAAAUCGUCUUCCUACUAUAACACCUCGGAUAGAAUAACCGGACUCUUGACGAAGAUAGCCAACCAAAUCAUUAUUAACUGCCGGUUGUACCUAACGGAUCGAGGAACAAUACCAAUCUACCAGCAGUCCAAACAAACGCUCAUCAGCAAAAUUACAAUCUGCCAUGAGCUGGAUGCGUCAUUUCGAGAAAACUACAAGCACACGGUCGAUAAAAUGAUGGAAAACCCCAGCGAAACCCCAUGGGAGUGUUCGGAAGUGUUUGUUUUUGGAAAACUAAACCAUUUCAAACAGCGUUUGGCGAAGAUUCUCCACGUUAUGGAGCUGUAUCUGAAAUACGAAGUAAUUGAUCAGGUUACCAUUUCUGGAACUGAACCGUUUUCGGGCCGAAUCAAUGCCGCGUAUGAAACUCUAACCUCAAAGCCUUAUGAUCCAUUGAUUUACACCGAACACCAGUUCGACGUCGACUACGAUUGUUACCUAAAGGAGGUGGAAAUAGCUGAAACUGGGUUACAAAAAUUUCUCAAAAAUCUGCUUGCUAACGAACGCACUGUCGAUAGCCGCCUGUUGAUAUUGCAAAGAUUUGAAAAGCUUCAUCUGGAAUGUCUGUGUCUUGAUCGACGUUACCUCGACGUGGCAAUCAUGCUAGAGAACGAGAUAUUCCAGCUGAAAGAUAUCUACAAUGAAAACCGAGCCAAUCCACCGAUACCGUACGGGGUGCCUGAGACAAUGGGCCGUAUUAUGUGGGCUCGAUCGCUAUUCCGUCAGAUGGACGUGCCGCUGAGUGCGAUUAAAAAUCGGCAUUGUGUUGUAAACCACCGAAAAGCGCAGCUGUGUGUUAAAUACUACAACUACCUGUGUGAGGUGUUGAUACAUUACGAGCUGUUGCACCAUAAAGCCUGGUUACAGUUCGCGACUGAAGCUCGGUCUAAGCUGUCAACUCCCGUGUACAGGAAACGUUCUACCGACAACUGGCUGGAGCUGAACUUUCAUCCAUGGAUACCUCAGAUCAUCAGAGAGACGGAAGUUGUGCUUAAGCUCGGCUUAACAGCACCCGAUUUCACAAUCGUGCUCGUGCAAAAUAAGGUCAAAAUCGAUCAGCUGUUUGAGAAGGCAAAGCAUCUACUUAAUCAAAAUAAUAAGCUUCGUUUGUCAAUUCCACCCAUAUUCCUGCCCUUGAUGAGAACAAUGUUAGUUGCACUGGAUAAAGUGUUUCUACCGGGAUUAUGCGUCAUCACAUGGGAAUCCUUGAACAUCGACAAAUACCUAUUUGAGGUGGAGAACACGUUGAACGAGACGGAACAGUUCUUCAAGGAGGUUUACGAUAUCUGGCAGGCCCGGGUCGAGGAUACACUGGAUUCGUUCGAAAGCACCGACCUUCUCACGCUCCCUGCCGAUCCUGUGGAUCCGAAGGAGUUUUAUCAAAUGAACAUUCGAUAUCGUCAGUCAGUGCAGAUGCACCUGGAGAAGAAAUCACAAGCCAUGGAAGCGUCCGUCAUAGAACUGAUUAACAAGUUUGCCACCAAAAUUGAAGUCCCUGACUGUGACGAACGUGGUAAUCGUAGGUAUCAACUUCCGCUCGAAGAAAUUACCGAUGAAAAUAGGCGACGUGAAGAGCAACUUCCUACGGAUAAAUACGAUUGGAUUCGUUUCGAUCGGUUGUACAAAACGCCUGCCAAUCCGACACCGGAGGCGCAUCUGGAGGCACUGUUUCAGGAUUACGGCUUCCUCAAUUAUGACAUCACAACGCUGCACAUUGACUGCAUGGAAUUGUUCGCGUACUUUAACAACCGCAUUAUCAACGUGUUUGUUCGAAUGGUGAGAAGUUCUUUGGAGAAGCUUCGUUCGAGACUCGAACUAGUUCGGCUACAGCUAAACAAGGCGGCUAUCUUGGGUGAGAUUCAUCCGCUCAUCGUGACCAUAAUGUCAUUGAAGGCGGAAUGCUGCGAAAUAGAACCCUCUCUGGUAGACAUACAGUCAGCCUUUGAAAAAGUAGUACUGAAUGUUGUAGAGACUUUCUAUUCCAUCUCGACCUGGGGUCGGCAAGCGAAAUCGGCUGAAAGGAAUCUAAGACGUCCCGUGCUGGCUGAACAACGAGCGGAGCGAGAUUGGUUCAAGCUGAUUUCUGAGCAUAAGGACGUAACCCGAAUAAUGCACGAAUUUGAUGGAGGAAUCCUGCUGCUAGAGCCUGACGUUGCUUACGAGUUGAACGAUGUUUACCAUCACUUCGAGUACCUUUGGAAGCAAAAUCUGUUCACGGUUCCUCUUGAAGCGAAACCAGAGUUGUUCGAAAAAAUCAAGGAAGAUCUCGCCACGAUCAUAUACAUCAUCCACGUUGGGCCGAUAGUCAUAAAACUGGACACUGUGAUUGAAGUAGUCCUGCGCCGUUUCUUUGCUUUCUACGAAAGCCGAAUAGAAGAAAUAGUGGGCUUCAUCACUGAGCAGGAUGAAAUGCUGAAGCGUACUUUGGUCGAUUUGGACGACAUUCGGAUGGCCAUGGCUUGCCUUCAAACGGUGCAGGAAAAUUUCGGUUUUAUCGAUGUGGAUCUCACUUUCAUUGAGCAAACGUACCGUACGUUGGCCGAUUUUCCUCAGCUUGGAAUAACGCCGGAGAAUGUUGAAGUCGUGUAUGGGAUCCGCGAUACUUUCAAAACAAUGAUCAAGCGAGUAGAGAAAGUAGAAAACGACAUCAUAGCCUUACAGGUGCCGUUGCAACGCGAGCUAGCUCAGGGAGUCGCAAAGUUCAACGAGGACAUCACCGAAUUUGAUGAUGAAUUUGAAACCAGUGGCCCGAUGGAGGAAGGAAUUCCGGCAAAAGAGGCUAGCGAUCGGUUGCUCAUGUUCCAGGGACGAUUUGAUGAGCUGUGGCGUAAAUUCGAAAUGUAUGCCAAUGGUGAAGCGUUCCUGGGCUUGAAAGUGAACGACUAUCCUGUGCUGCACAAGCGGCGCAAGGAAUUCAAUCUGCUCAACAAGCUUUACUCGUUGUACAUUCAAGUAAUGAAAAGCAUCGACCAGUAUUACGAAACACCAUGGCAAGAAGUCGACAUCGAGAACAUCAAUGCCGAGCUUACUGAUUUUCAGAACCGCUGCCGAAAGCUCCCAAAAGCGAUGAAAGAUUGGCCGGCGUACAUUGAGUUAAAGAAGAAGAUUGACGAUUUUAACGACAGCUGCCCGUUGCUGGAGCUUAUGUGCAACGAUGCGAUGAAAGACCGCCAUUGGGAGAAAUUGGAGCAAAUGUUAGACUGCAAGUUUGACAUCGCAUCGCCCACGUUUACGCUCGGAAACAUAAUGGAAGCCCCAUUGCUGAAGUUUAGCGAUGACAUUGAGGACACUUGCAUCGGUGCAGUGAAGGAAAAUGAUAUCGACACCAAAUUGCGCUCGGUUGUGGCGGAAUGGUCAACGGUGAACCUACAAUUUGCACCCUUCAAAACUCGCGGAGAGCUGCUGAUCAAACCAGCCGAAACGGUUGAAAUAAUAUCGAUGCUUGAGGAUAGUAUUAUGAUCGUCAAUUCGCUAGCAUCGAAUCGGUUCAAUGCACAUUUCAAAAAGGAUAUAAUGCUGUGGCUGCACAAACUGGUCAACACUGGCGAGAUCCUGGAAAAGUGGCUACAAGUGCAGAACCUAUGGAUCUAUUUAGAGGCCGUCUUCGUUGGUGGAGAUAUUUCGAAACAGCUGCCACAGGAUGCUAAACGCUUCGCUGGCAUCGACAAAAGCUGGGUGCGCAUUAUGUUCCGUGCCCGCGACAACCCAAAUGUCGUCCAAUGCUGCACAGGUGAAGACGUUAUGUCGUACACGCUAACGUCUCUGCUGGAACAGCUAGAAACGUGUCAAAAAUCAUUAACAGGAUACCUCGAGUCCAAACGGCUCUUGUUCCCACGAUUCUUCUUCAUCUCUGAUCCGGUGCUGCUGGAGAUCUUGGGUCAAAGUUCUGACCCAACGUCCAUUCAAGCGCAUCUCCUGAGUAUAUUUGACGCAGUCGCUAGGGUGGAGUUUGAAGAAAAAACCUUUGGCAAGAUCAUCGCUCUGCUCUCGGACAAUGGAGAGCGAGUGGAGCUGGCUAAUCCUGUUUUCUGCACGGGUGGCGUGGAAAUCUGGCUCGGUAGCCUGUUAGAUGAAAUGCAGGAUACUAUCCGGUCCAUUUUGGCCCAUAUGGCGCAUAAUCUCGCUAAACCGGACUUUAAUUUUAUCCUCGGGUUCCAAGAAUACUGCGGCCAGGCGGGUCUUGUCGGUGUGCAGCUGUUGUGGACGAACGAGUCGGAAAUCGCUUUGAGCAGGUGUCGCACUGAUAAAGCGAUAAUGCGCGUCACCAACAACCGGUUCCUGAACCUGCUGAACAGCCUGAUCGAGCUGACGGUGAAGGAUUUGACGAAAUUGGAACGAAUCCGCUUCGAAACGAUGGUUACAAUACACGUGCAUCAGCGCGAUAUUUUUGACGAUCUGGUGCGCUUGCGAAUUCGGACGGCGCAGGAUUUCGAAUGGCAAAAGCAGGCUCGCUUUUAUUACAUCGAUGAAACGGAUGACGUGAUCGUGAAGAUUACCGAUGUUGAUUUUAUUUAUCAAAACGAGUACCUCGGUGUAACGGAGCGGUUAGCUAUCACGCCACUCACCGAUCGAUGUUAUAUCACUUUAGCACAAGCUAUUGGUAUGUCGAUGGGAGGUGCUCCCGCAGGUCCUGCAGGAACUGGCAAAACGGAAACCACCAAGGAUAUGGGACGAGCACUGGGAAAAUUGGUAGUGGUCUUCAAUUGCUCGGAUCAAAUGGAUUUCCGAGGCCUGGGACGUAUUUACAAGGGUCUAGCUCAAUCCGGUUCAUGGGGUUGUUUCGAUGAGUUCAACCGAAUCGAGCUUCCGGUGUUGUCAGUUGCAGCACAACAGAUAUAUAUUGUACUCUCGGCAAGAAAGGAAAAGAAAACAUCCUUUUUGUUCAGCGAUGGUGACACCGUUUCGUUGAAUCCAGAAUUUGGGCUGUUCAUCACCAUGAACCCUGGUUACGCGGGACGCCAGGAACUUCCAGAAAAUCUCAAAAUCAUGUUCCGCUCCGUCGCAAUGAUGGUGCCUGAUCGACAAAUCAUCAUGCGCGUCAAGCUGGCAAGCUGUGGGUUCAAGGAUAACGUCAUUCUAGCCCGUAAAUUCUUCACCUUGUACAAGCUGUGCGAGGAGCAGCUCUCCAAACAGGUGCACUACGAUUUCGGUUUGCGAAACAUUUUGUCCGUUUUGCGAACACUCGGUGCCCAGAAGCGAGCGAAUCCCACCGACACAGAGGAAACGAUUGUGAUGCGUGUCCUGCGAGACAUGAAUGUAUCGAAGCUGGUGGACGAAGAUGAGCCGUUGUUUAUUUCGCUGAUUGAGGACUUGUUCCCGGGGAUCAAGCUGAGUACGUCAAGUUACAAGGACCUGCAGCGUGCCAUCGCGAAUAGCGCAGAAGCGCUUGGUUUGAUGAACCACCCCGAGUGGAACCUGAAGGUGAUCCAGCUCUACGAAACGUCACUAGUACGGCACGGUCUCAUGACACUGGGUCCUACUGGAGCUGGUAAAACGCAGUGCAUACUGACGCUUUUGAGGAGCUUCACUGAGAUGGGUAUGCCCCACAAGGAGAUCCGCAUGAACCCGAAGGCUAUUACGGCUCCACAAAUGUUCGGAAGGCUCGAUGUGGCGACUAACGACUGGACUGAUGGGAUCUUCUCCACCUUGUGGCGUCGUACGCUGAAGGUAAAGAAGACGGAGUUUGUUUGGCUCGUACUGGAUGGGCCAGUUGAUGCGGUGUGGAUUGAAAAUUUAAACUCUGUCCUGGAUGACAAUAAGACGCUGACACUGGCGAACGGUGAUCGUAUCACAAUGGCACCGAACGCGAAGCUGGUGUUUGAGCCAGACAACGUGGACAACGCUUCACCUGCCACCGUCAGCCGAAUGGGUAUGGUGUUCAUGAGCGCAUCGGUCAUGAAAUGGGAGCCUAUCUUGAAUGGGUGGCUGAAAACUAAGACAGCUGAUGUUGCGGAUUUAUUGCGACGGUUGUUUCACAAAAUUUACAACGAUUUGCAUGAGUUUGUCCAAACGAAGCUCGAGGCCAAGAUGCGAAUACUGGAAGCGAUCUACAUACGACAGUGUUGCGAUCUGCUAGAGGGUUUGUUGGCUCCACAAAACGAAAAUGAAGCUGCUGCUGCCUUUACUGAUGUCCAUGUGGAGCGUUUGUUCCUUUUUUCCCUCAUGUGGUCCCUGGGUGCCGUACUUGAGCUGGAAGAUCGUGAGAAAAUGGGUGAAUUCAUUGCAAAGCAUCCAUCCAAAAUGAAAUGGCCCAAACUCCAGCCCGGAGAAAGCAUUUUUGAAUAUGUCGUCUCAUCGGAGGGUGCCUGGCAACACUGGAACGACCGAGUGGAGGAGUACAUCUAUCCUAACGACAGUGUGCCAGAAUUUGCGAGCAUUCUCGUGCCCAACGUGGACAACGUGCGCACAUCCUUUCUCAUUGACCUGGUGGCUAGACAGAGCAAGGCAGUUCUGCUGAUAGGCGAACAGGGUACGGGAAAAACCGUCAUGAUAAAGGGCUACAUGCUGCAGUACGAUCCCGAGUAUCACCUCUCGAAAAGCUUCAAUUUUUCCUCCGCAACCACACCGAACAUGUUCCAGCGUAUCAUCGAAUCGUACGUGGAAAAACGCGUCGGCACAACGUACGGUCCACCGCAGCAGCGCAAAAUGUCCAUCUUCGUCGACGACAUCAACAUGCCGAUCGUCAAUGAGUGGGGUGAUCAGGUGACGAACGAAAUCGUCCGUCAGCUGAUGGAGAAUAGAGGCUUCUAUUCGCUCGAUAAGCCGGGUGAUUUUUUGACCGUCCUCGACAUACAGAUGCUAGCGGCGAUGAUCCACCCGGGUGGUGGAAGAAACGACAUCCCGCCAAGAUUGAAGCGCCAGUUUUGCAUUUUCAAUUGUGCCAUUCCUAGCAACAAGUCGAUGGAUAAAAUAUUUGGUGUGCUCGGUGAGGGGUACUUCUGUGAUACGCGCUUCAACGAUGCGUUGGUGCAGUUCAUACCGGCUCUGGUGCCGUUAACGCGCAAAAUUUGGCAAGCUACCAAAGUGAAAAUGUUGCCAACGCCGGCAAAAUUCCAUUACGUGUUUAACCUUCGCGAUCUUUCGCGCAUUUGGGAAGGUAUGCUGAAAGUUAAAUCUGAACAGUGCGAAACGGUCCGAACCGCAAUCAACCUCUGGAGACACGAAUGCACACGGGUCAUAGCGGAUCGGUUUACUAAUUUCGAUGAUCGGAAUUGGUUCGUAGCGUACUUGCGAUUGGCCGCCGAACAAGAGCUGGGACCAAACUUUGAACAUUAUCAGGACGAAGAGCAGUUCUUUGUGGACUUCCUGCGAGACGCACCCGAACCCACGGGCGAUGAGGGUGAAGACGUCAGCUUGGAACCCCCGAAGCUGUACGAAGAAAUUCCUAGUUUCGAAGAGACUACGGCACGCGUCAAAAUGUUCCUCGAACUGUACAACGAGCAGGUGCGAGGUGCUACGAUGGAUUUGGUGUUUUUCCGGGACGCUCUUAUCCACAUGAUGAUCAUAUCCCGCAUCAUCGGAACACCGCGUGGUAAUGCGCUGCUCGUGGGUGUAGGUGGCUCAGGCAAGCAAAGUCUAACCCGUCUAGCGUCGUUCAUUUCGGGUUACAAAUUCUACCAAAUCACACUGACCAGAGCGUACAACGUGAACAACCUCAUGGAGGACCUGAAGUAUCUGUAUCGCGUGUCCGGAGUCGACGGUCAGGGCAUAACGUUCAUUUUCACCGACAACGACAUCAAGGACGAAGGCUUUCUGGAGUACAUUAACAACGUGCUCAGCUCGGGAGAAAUUGCGAAUCUCUUCCCGAAGGAUGAAAUCGAUCAAAUCACGAACGAGCUGAUACCCGUGAUGAAGAAGGUGGACCCGAAGCGCAUCCCGACGCAGGAUAAUCUGUACGACUUUUUCAUAUCCCGCGCGCGGGCCAACCUACACAUCGUGCUGUGUUUUUCACCGGUCGGUGAGAAGUUCCGCAACCGUUCGCUCAAGUUUCCGGGGCUGAUCUCGGGCUGUACGAUCGAUUGGUUCCAGCGAUGGCCGGAGGAUGCGCUGAUAGCCGUCUCGACGCAUUUUCUGCGCGAUUACAACGUCGUCUGUACGCCUGACGUUAAGGUGCGGUUGAUUGAGAUCAUGGCUUUCGUGCAGGAUCGUGUGGCGGAAGUGUGCCUGGAGUAUUUCGAGCGUUUCCGCCGUCAAGCGCACGUGACACCGAAAUCGUUCCUCUCGUUCCUGGAAGGAUACAAAGUAAUCUACAAACAGAAGCACGAGAACAUCGCCAUCCUUGCAAGUCGCAUGCAAACAGGUCUCGUGAAACUCAUCGAGGCAGCCGAGUCGGUGGAUGUGCUACGUUUGGAGCUAGAAGAAAAAGAGAAGGACAUCGUGAUCGCCACCAAGGCGGCGGAAGUAGUACUGGCCUCCGUCACAGAAUCUCAGAAAGCGGCCGAGCUGGUGAAAGCCGACGUGUUAGUGGUGAAAAAUAAAGCCGACGUGCUGGUGGAACAGAUCCAGGCAGACACGAUGGUUGCGGAGGAAAAAUUGGAAGCUGCACGUCCAGCUCUAGAACAGGCGGAAGCAGCCCUCAAAACUGUAACAGCAGCCGACAUGGCGACGGUGCGCAAGCUGGGCAAACCACCGUACUUGAUCACGUUGAUUAUGGACGUUGUGUUGAUCCUGUUCGGGAGAAGAAUAGCACCCGUGAAGCCGGACGACGAGCGACAGUUUAUGUUUGCUUCGUGGGAGCAAUCCCUCAAGGUGAUGGCAGAUACCGGCUUUCUCGCGAAGAUCGUUCGCUACCAGGCGGAUCUGAUCAAUGCCGAAACGGUAGACCUGAUGAUGCCUUACUUCAAUUACCACAUGUACACGUUCGAGGCAGCAAAGGCAGCUUGCGGAAACGUUGCCGGUCUGCUCAAGUGGACAAUGGCGAUGGCGGACUUCUACGACGUCAACAAAGACGUCUUACCGCUGAAGGCGAACUUAGCGCGGCAGCAGAAAAAGCUGGACAUUGCAAUGGCGGAAAAGGGCGCUGCAGAGGCACUGCUGACGGCCAAAGAGCAAGAGUUGGCAGUGGUGCAGCAGAUGUUUGACGAAGCGAUGGCCAAGAAGAAAGCCGUACUGGACGAUGCGAAGCAAUGUCAAGACAAAAUGGACGCUGCCUCGGCUUUGAUCGAUGGGUUGGCGGACGAGCGUGUUCGCUGGACAGAACAGCUGGAGCAGUUUAAAGACGAAACGGAACGGCUCGUUGGAGAUGUGCUUAUUCUAACAGGCUUUCUGUCCUACACUGGUCCGUUCAACCAAGAAUAUCGCACGGUCCUGCAAACAAGCUGGCAAAGUGAACUGAGCAAGCGUCGCAUUCCAGUAUCCAGGAGCAUCAAUAUCACGGAAAAUCUCACCGACCAAGCAACGAUCGGAGACUGGAACCUGCAGGGUCUGCCGAAUGAUGAGCUCUCGAUCCAGAACGGUAUCAUCGUGACGAAAGCGGCCCGCUAUCCGUUGCUCAUCGAUCCCCAAUCGCAAGGGAAAAUGUGGAUCAAAAACAAGGAGAACGAUUUUGGGUUAGUCGUUACCUCGCUGAAUCACAAGUACUUCCGAAACCACAUCGAGGAUUGCGUCUCGCUGGGCUACCCGAUGCUGAUCGAGGAUAUCGGUGAAGAGCUCGAUCCCGUGUUGGAUAACGUGCUGGAGAAGAACUUUAUCAAGAUGGGCAAUAUGUACAAGGUGAAGGUGGGCGACAAGGAGGUGGACGUGAACGAUUCCUUCCGGAUGUACAUGACUACCAAGCUUCCGAAUCCGCUCUACACGCCGGAAGUGUCGGCUCGUACGUCCAUUAUCGAUUUCACGGUUACCAUGCGUGGACUUGAGGAUCAGUUGCUGGGACGGGUCAUUUUGACCGAGAAACGCGAGCUCGAAUCCGAGCGAACGAAUCUCAUUAAGGAUGUCACGGCGAAUCGGCGCAAAAUGCAGGAACUGGAGGCGAACUUGCUGCAUAAGCUGUCUACAACGCAAGGCAGCCUGGUGGACGACGUGACGGUUAUUGGAGUGUUGAAUGUAAGCAAAACUACCUCGAUAGAGGUGCGCGAAAAGCUGAAGAUCGCGCGGGAAACGGAGAUCAAAAUUAACAGGGCCCGAGAAGAGUACCGCCCUGUGGCUGCACGUGGAAGCGUGCUGUACUUUCUUAUCUGCAGCAUGACUAUGGUGAACAACAUGUACCAGACGUCGCUGGUGCAGUUUCUGGAGCGCUUUGACAUCUCGAUGUCACGCUCCGAUCGUCAUCCCGUACCAACGCGGCGAAUCAACAACAUCAUCGAGUACCUGACGUACGACAUCUUCCGGUAUGUGUGCCGGGGUUUGUACGAAGUGCACAAGUACCUGUUCGUGCUGUUGAUGGCACUGAACAUCGAUUUGGAUCGCAAAUCCAUCACUCACGCGGAAUUUCAAACGUUCAUCAAAGGAGGAGCCGCCCUGGACAUCAACACUUGCCCCGAGAAGCCGUUCAAAUGGAUCGCCGACGUAACGUGGCUCAAUUUGGUGCAGCUCUCGCGGCUCGACCUGUUCAGUAGCAUUCUCGAUAGUGUGAAAGGCAACGAGAAAGGUUGGAAAACGUGGUUCGCGAAAGAGGCACCGGAAGAGGAACCACUCCCAUCGGAUGGAGGCUAUCAGUCGAUGGACGCUUUCCGUCGCCUGCUGCUGAUUCGAGCCUGGUGUCCGGAUAGAACGCUCUUUCAAAGUCGACGUUAUCUUGGAAUGUCACUUGGCGAGCGGUACGCCGAUCCAGUCAUUAUCAACUACGACGCGCUGCUGGAAGAAAGCCGCCCAUUGACGCCACUGGUUUGCUUUUUAUCCAUGGGCUCGGAUCCGACACCCAGCAUUGAAAGUCUGGCCAAAAAGAAUGCCAUCAAGUGUCGCUCGAUUUCCAUGGGCCAGGGACAGGAGGUACAUGCUCGCAAGCUUGUCGCCAGUUCCCUCGAAGAAGGAUCGUGGGUUUUGCUCCAGAACUGUCAUCUGGGGCUGGAGUACAUGAACGAACUGAUGCUGCAGAUAUUGGAGCUAGAGCGGGUUGGUCCGACUGCCUUCCACGAGAACUUCCGAAUUUGGGUUACAACCGAGCCUCACCCGCAGUUUUCGAUCACAUUUCUGCAAAUGUCGCUAAAGUUCACCAACGAACCUCCAUCGGGUGUGAAAGCGGGUUUGAAGCGUACAUACGCGUCCAUGUCUCUGGACAUGUUCGAGUACAGUGAUUCACCUCUGUACGUACCACUGAUCUACGGGAUAUCCUUCCUGCACACGGUGGUUCAAGAACGUCGCAAAUUCGGACCCCUUGGGUGGAACAUUCCGUACGAGUUUAACUCUGCCGAUUGGUUGGCAAGCUGCAUGUUUGUGCAGAACCAUUUGGACGCGCUCGAUCCAAAGGUGGGCCGUGUGAGCUGGAAAACGAUGCGAUAUAUGCUGGGAGAGGUUCAGUACGGAGGUCGCGUUACGGAUGACUAUGACAAGCGGCUGCUCAACACAUUCGCUCGCGUCUGGUUCUCAGAUGCGAUGUUUGAGGAGACGUUCCGCUUCUUCCGCGAGUAUCGCAUAAUGCGUUUUAAAACGAUCGAAGACUAUCUGGAAGCGAUCGACAACAUGCCACUCGUCGAUCCUCCCCAGGUGUACGGGUUGCAUUCGAAUGCGGACAUCACGUACCAGAGCAAUACGACGAAGGAAAUUCUCGACACGAUCCUUUCGAUUCAGCCUAAAGAAUCAUCUGGCGGUGGUGGAGAGACACGUGAGGUGACGGUAGCACGUUUGGUGCGAGAUAUGCUCACGAAAGUGCCUCCACCCUAUGAUCCAUACGCGGUCAAGGAGCGAUUGCGUAUCAUGGGCCACCAGGAAUCGAUGAACAUUUUCCUACGCCAAGAGAUCGAUCGAAUUCAGCGCAUUCUACUGCUGGUACGUCAGACGCUGAAUGAUCUUCUUCUCGCCAUCGAUGGUGUGAUCAUCAUGAAUGAGCAGUUGCGAGACGCACUGGACAACAUCUACGAUGCCAGAGUUCCAACGGUUUGGAAGCGUGGAAGUUGGGCUUCGGCAUCGCUUGGAUUCUGGUUUACGGAGUUGAUCGAACGAAACGCCCAAUUCUACGGCUGGUGCUUCCGCAAGCGUCCGAACAUGUUCUGGAUGACGGGCUUUUUCAACCCACAAGGUUUUCUAACCGCCAUGCGGCAGGAAGUAGCACGUGCUCACAAAGGAUGGGCGUUGGACAUGAUCACACUGCACAACGAUGUAACGCAGAUGCUGACCGAGGAAUGUAAGGGUAUUCCUGUGGAAGGAGUCUACGUUUAUGGGCUGUACAUCGAUGGAGCGGGUUGGGAUAAACGGUUAAUUCGACUGCAGGAAGCCACCAACAAGGUGCUUUACUCACCGAUGCCAGUCAUACAUAUUUACGCUAUUAACUCGACGGCUCCGAAGGAUUCGAAACUUUACGAGUGUCCGGUGUAUAAAAAGGCAAAUCGAACUGAUCUAAAUUAUAUCACCCCGCUUUGGUUGCAAACUGCUAAACCACCAGAGCAUUGGGUCCUUCGAGGUGUUGCAUUGCUGUGUGAUAUAAAGUAA